AGGGUAAAUAAAUUGGGCGUGAGAAGAAGAAUAUACAUAUAGCAGAAAUAGAAGGUUCGAAAAGACAGAACGGCGCCGAAAUGGAAGGUUCAUUCAUAGUACCAAUGAAAGGGCAGCAGUAUUCUACUCAAUGAGUCAGUAUAUCUUUCUCUCACUCUCUCUCCCCUUUUUACCCAUUCCCAACCAAACCCCUAACCUCGAUUUCCGUUCCGUUCCUCUCUCUCCGAUGGAAUCUCGUAAAUUGGCUGCGUUACUUUCCUCUCUAAUUUCUCAACUCCUCCUCAUCAUUCUCCUCAUUUUCCCUCCCAAUUCCCUCCACCUCAAUUCCACUCCCCAUUCCAAUUCCAAUUCUAAUUCCAAUUCCACCACUUUCUCUCUCAUCCAUCACUUUCUCUUCUCCCAACAAACCGCCGUCACCACCACCCUCCUCUCCCGCAAACGCAAACGCCCUAAACACCACCACCACCGCCACCACCACCCCACCCCUAACCCCGAUUGGUUCCCCAACUCCUUCCUAAUGUCCUCCUCUACAUUCGAAUGGCUUACCGGUUUACUAGAACCUCUCCUCGAAUGCCGUGACCCUGCUUAUCUCUUCCCUCUCAACCUCUCCGCCGGCGUCCGUCUCGGUAUCGGUCUCUUCCGUCUCGCUAACGGCUCCGAUUACUCGCAAAUUUCAUCUCAAUUCAACGUCCCUGUCUCCGUCGCUAAAUUCUGCGUUAAACAACUCUGUAGAGUCCUCUGUACAAAUUUCCGAUUCUGGCUUUCUUUCCCAAACGCAAACGACCUUCGUUCCAUCUCCCAGAAUUUCGAAUCUCUCUCCGGUUUGCCUAAUUGCUCCGGCGUCAUUUUCUGCUCUCGCUUCGAAAUCGCUCCUUCAUCACCCUCAUCAUCAACAUCCUCAUCAUCAGUAUCAGUAUCCCAACAACAACAGCGACAGCAACAGCAACAUUCCUCAAUCGCAGCUCAAAUAGUCGUCGAUUCCACGUGUCGAAUUCUUAGCAUUGCCGCCGGUUUUUUCGGGCAUAAGACGGACUCUGUGAUUCUUAAAGCUUCGAGUUUGUUCAAUGAUAUAGACGAUGGAAUGCUUUUGAAUGCUUCUCCGGUGAACGGUGUUAAUCAGUAUUUCAUUGGUGAUUCUGGGUAUCCUCUACUUCCUUGGCUCAUGGUACCUUUUGUUGAUAAUGUAGCUGUUUCUGGUUCUGUUGAAGAGAGUUUCAAUGCUGCUCAUGAACUGAUGCGGAUUCCGGCUUUAAGAACGGACGCUAGUUUGAGGAAAUGGGGUGUUCUGAGUCGGCCGAUUCGCGAGGAGAUUAAGAUGGCUGUAGCUUAUAUCGGUGCUUGUUCGAUUCUUCAUAAUAGUUUGUUGAUGAGGGAGGAUUUUUCUGCUUUGGUUUGUGAUUUUGAACCUCAGAGAAAAAACAGACAACCUUGUGUAUUUGAGGAUGAUCGUGUAUCGGAGGAGGCUUUGGCGAUGAGGAUGACAUUGGGUACCAUGGCAAAGAAAAUUAGUAGUUAGUUCAGUUCAGAUUCUUAAUUGGUGGGGGAAAGGUAUACUGAUUCAUGAUGCUUCAAGAUGUAUGCAAUUUUUCAGCUUCCACUCUUAGUUAAUUAGUGUGGAUGCGGUAUUGUAAAUACUGCCUCUUGAGCAUUUCAUAGUUAUAUUCUUUUUGAUGA
Messenger RNA from Lathyrus oleraceus (garden pea), 1674 nucleotides. Its product is annotated as protein ALP1-like. The record is from RefSeq and is a predicted model, not a curated record. Lineage: Eukaryota; Viridiplantae; Streptophyta; Magnoliopsida; Fabales; Fabaceae. Bases 131 to 1516 code for a protein of 461 amino acids. The transcript has a single exon.